CGCGCCGUAGCUCAACCUAUCGGGAGGGAGCUUUACGCGGGCUCUGAGAAUGGUUGGGUGAGGCAGCCAUUUUGUUUGUGAGGAGAGCAGAGGAGGAGGCGGAGGGGAUAUCAACAACAGCAGCAGCGGAGACAGCAACAACAGCAGCAGCAGAGACAGCAACAACAGCAGCAGCGGAGACAGCAACAACAGCAGCAGCAGCGGAGACAGCAACAACGGCAGCAGCGGAGACAGCAACAACGGCAGCAGCGGCGACAGCAACAACGGCAGCAACAACGGCAGCGGUGAUAGCGAUGGUUGGGUGCUAGGAGAGCUGCAUUUGAGGUCGCGCACUAGCAGCGGCGGAGAUCAAGGUUAAAUUGGAAGAGUGAAGCCCAGCGAUUGUUCGCACAUGGCACUGCUGGCGGAAGCGCUUCCACUAGAGGGAGCUCCUCCGGGUAUUCUGUUGACUUCCGCAGCUAACCCAACAACACCUUGACAAUCACGGACGCUGACACAGCAGCAGCAGCCAUGAGCUUUUGCCAGGACAACCCCCCGCUGACAGCAGGCGUGUGGGGGUUGGAGAUCCCAGAGCGUUCGCUCACCCAGCUCUUCCCAGGACACUUCCACCUCCCACUGCCCCAGCAGCAGCAGGUGAAUACGCAGCAGCAGCAACCACAACAGCAACAGCAGCAGCAGCUAUCGGCAGAGCAGCCGGUGGCUGUGAUUUCUCCACACACGGUGUCUGGUCAGCGUGCCGUCACUGGGAAGGUGACCACGCUGCAGCUGCAGUGGACUACACUGCCGCACAUACAGCAGCAGCAACAGCAGCAGCCGCCAGCACAGCAACAGCAGACAGCACAACCAACACAGCAGGUGGUGCCUUCCCAGCAUGGGGUGGCGGCGUCUAUCAUCGUGGCGGGGGCGCCAGGAGCGACCGGGGUUCCUGUGGUGGGUGAGGCCGGCGGUCUGAGUGUCUGCUGUCAGCUACAGCAGCAGCCCCACCAGGAGGGACAGCAGGCGCAGGUGGUGCCUCAGAUCGAAUGUGGGAAUCUCACCCCACAACAGCCUCAGCAGCCGCAGCAACAGCAGCAGCAACUGAGAGCUGACCAGACGUUCAAGUGUGAGGGCUGCUGGAAGGAGUUGGUCUUCUCAUCGUACUUGUUACAGCAGCACCACCACCACCACAAUCACCACCAGCAGCCGCAGCAGCAGCAACAGCCACAGAAGCAGCCGCAGCUUCAGGAUGCGCAACAGCAGAGCACCGGCUCUGAAAGUAAAAGCGCGCGCCGCGCCCACGGAAGCAAACGCAAGAGGGCGGCCACCACCAAGGAGGAGGAGGAGGAGGGUGGCCGCGAUGAUGAUGGCUGUGUUGACACCAACGGCACCAUCAUCGUCACUGGACUCAGCUUGAACCCCGGCUCCGUCAACGGUACCAUCGUGGGCACGACGGGCAGUGCCACAAUGGGCGAAGACGUUCUGGAGAGUGUCGUGCGCGAGACCAUCGACUGCGCCGGGCUGGCGGCGUCGCAGGCCAUGGAGGGCAUCUCUGACGGCGGCGUCGGCGAGGACGCGACGGUGGCCGUCGGCGCCGGCGACGACCCCCUGCAGCUGCCGCUGGCGUGCGAGCGCUGCGGGAAGCGCUUCGCUCAGGCCCCGCGACUCGCGCGUCACCGGCGCACGCACGACGCGCCGAGGCCCCACGGCUGCCCGCAGUGCGGCGCGCGCUUCAAGCAGCGGCAGCACCUGGCGGCCCACGCACGGCUGCACACGGGCGAGCGCCCGUACGCGUGCGGGGACUGCGGGAGGCGGUUUGCGCGCGGCGCCAAUGCGGCGCGGCACCGGCGCGUGCACACGGGCGAGCGGCCGUACGCGUGCGCCGCCUGCGGCCGCCGCUUCCGGCAGAAGCCCCAUCUGGCGGCGCACACACGGCUGCACACAGGGGAGCGGCCGUACGCGUGCGCCGCCUGCGGCCGCCGCUUUGCCAAACCCUACAGCCUCACGCGGCACCUGCGCUCGGCUGCCCAUGCGCGUAGGACGCAACAACAACAGCAGCAGCAACAGCAGCAGCAGGAGCAACAGCAGCAACAGCAGCAACAGCAGCAACAAACUCCAGCGCAAUAACCUGCCCCAGAGUGGACUGAGGACAGUUUGCGUGUGUUAAUGUUUGUGUAUAUGUAUAACAGCAGUGUGCUCAUGACCAACUCCGGUUUGGCAGCAGAGGUCUCACUUCCAAUCAUUCGAGCAGCAUUAUCUUUUCAUCGCCUGCAUAAGUACCACUCUGUGAAAGCUGCCUGGCCUAUUGCUCAAUAUGGAGCUCCGGGUCUUCUCGGCCACAGUUAUGCCGUUCUUUCUCUAUGCUUUCGAAAUGUUAGUCCCCUUUAAAGGAACACCUGCACUGGCUUGAAACAUUCAGGCUUGCCUGCCUACAAUCCAUCCCGGUUUUAACCAGGCUGCAUUGUAUGAGGAGCUCAUUCACCAUUGAAAGAUCUGGACAUGGUCCCAUUACUGAUAUUUUUGAUAAGUGAGGUCAUUAUUGUAAGAUUAUGUAAACAUAAGGAUUUUAUUAAAUGUAACAAAUGUAAGCAAGUAGAGAAACUGCUUGAGUCAUGUUUAUCCAUAGGACUACCACUGUUGAGUCCCUACCAAGCGGUACUUAUUUUGGUGACCCCAGAGGGAUGAUGGUCCAAGACAACUCCCCAACCAGCUUUUGGUCACACACUCAACCUGGUUUGUGCUCGUGGCGUCUUGGUUUCCAACGAUUGGAGAAUCCUAUGGAAGUUAAUAGUAUCGCACUAUGCUGGAUUAGAUCUUGUUUAUCGAAAGCAAUUUCUUAGCCUUGGUGGCUCUAAGCCCAUAUCCCCCAUGUGUCCUGGGUCCACUUCUUUUCUGUAUCUACACAACCUCAUUAGGUACCACCAUUAAAUAGAUCUCAAUUUUCACUCUUAUGAUGAUGACACUCAAAUUUACAUACACUGCAAAGUGAUGCCUUCUCUGUUCCCUCGUAAUCACUUUAACUCAUCAGAGCUUGAAUGCAGCACAAUUUCCUCCAGUUGAAUGGGGAGAAUCGGAAUAUGUAUUUAUAUUGGAGGAUUCCGAUGAGCCAUGAAGCUUUUUUUACAGAUGUCCAGUAUGGGCAGAUACGAUAGAACAUUGCCCGGUUACAUCCCAUCCUCUCAGCCACUGAUGCGGAAAAAUUAGUUCAUGCUUUUUUUUCUCAAGCAUCAACUACUGCAAUGCCUUACUAUCUUAAUAGUACCUUCAGUAAGGUACUUUGUUGACUCCAGUCCAUUCAGAAUGCAACUGCUAGAGUCUUGACCCAAGCUCCAUUCAGAACAUACCACCCUUGUUCUUGCAUCUCUUUGCUGGUUGCCAGUUAAACUCCACGUUGAUUUCAAGUUCCUCCUCACAUUCAAGGCCCUGAAUGAUCUCGUACCUCCGUUAACAUCAUAAGUUGCUGCGCCCAUCCCCCCAUACAUUCCAACAAUAACUCUUGAGGUCUGUGGACUCAGAUCUCCUCUGCAAUCCCAGAAUGAAGGUCAAAUUCAUUAUGGGGGAUUGAGGCCUUCGCUUCUGUGGCACCUGGAUUGUGGAAUGCUCUGCUGAAGGCUGUGUCAGAGUUUGGUUGGGUUGGGGUCUUCAAGUCUCUAAAAGCAUUUCUGUUUCAGGAAGGUGUUUUCUAUUUUAACUUAGCCAUUCUUACCCACGCCUCCCUGCCCCCCUCCCCCCCAUCGUCAUGGAUGUGCAGCGCCUUGAGAUUUUAUGAAAGACACUUUAUUAGUUAUAAUUAUUAUUUGAAUUCGCAACUGUAUGAUAUCGAGCCGUUCACUCUACCACUGAGCCACCUGGCCAGAUGUCCAAUUUAACAAAGUAAUAUGAAUCCUACAGCUGUUAAAGUUUUUUUUAAAUAAUGUGUUUAUUUUUCUAAUUAUAAAACUAUACAUUGCUAAUAAGGCUGCCUCCUUUUACUGGGCAGGGAGUUUGCAAGUGAAGUGUAGGUUUCUAUUGCUUUCAUUGCAAGCCGCAGAGCCAACAGUCCGCACACAUUUAAAAAAUAGCUUGUAGAGACAAUUGUAACGUGAUGGAUGAGGAACUACAUAAAUAUCAGCUAUUUAACAUAAUCCAGUAUUUAAUGUUUUCCUUAGGACAAGUCACACCAAGGUCUUGAGAAUUCGGAUGAUCCCACAUUGAAUGUUAAAAUUAGUUUUGGUAUUUUUUUUGUGCUGGAGAAAACGAGUGUCGCAGAAAAAACCGACGUGAACUAGAGCAUGACUGGCGAGAGUUGUUAACUGGUAACCGUUUUAAGAUUCGGUUACCGGUUCCGUGAGUCUGGAACCAGUAACCAUUUCCAGUGGAAUGUCAGUAAUGAAUGCAUCGAUUGGCAUGAGCAAAUGUAUAAACCGCACGGCGGGCUAAGUCCACCGCAUGGUACAUUCGCCCUCGUUUCUCAAAUGAGAGGUAGUAGCUUCGAAAGUGCUCUCUCAAGCCACUGCUGCCAGAGGGGCCUUCACUCGAGGAAGCUCUCGGGGGGAAGGGGGUAUUUGGCCUACUCUUGCAUCCUGACCAGACGUCUCAAGAGGUGGGUGUAUUCACACAUUACCCCACCACAUGUAUGUAUGCUGAACUUCUUUCACACCAUAAUGUGUGAAUACAGCCACCUCUUCCAAGACGUCUCGUCAGAUGUAACAAUCGGUCAAAUACCUCCCCGCCCCCCCCCCCCCCCCGAGCGUGUGACCUGUCAGUCAACUGGUGGACCCAUUAUACUGCAGGAUGGACAGAGGCAUGGGGCAACUGAAGGAAGUUGCCCAAUGUUUUAAAGGAACCAGCAACCACACUGGAU
Petromyzon marinus (sea lamprey) is the source of this 4819-nucleotide messenger RNA. RefSeq lists its product as uncharacterized. Gene Ontology annotation, cellular component: transcription regulator complex; PcG protein complex; nucleus. Gene Ontology annotation, molecular function: RNA polymerase II cis-regulatory region sequence-specific DNA binding; DNA-binding transcription factor activity, RNA polymerase II-specific. Lineage: Eukaryota; Metazoa; Chordata; Hyperoartia; Petromyzontiformes; Petromyzontidae. The record is from RefSeq and is a predicted model, not a curated record. Gene Ontology annotation, biological process: regulation of transcription by RNA polymerase II.